AUAUACAUACCGUCAUCGGCUUUUACCACCUUGUAUGCAUCUCCAUCUACUACAUAACCAACGGCAGAUUCGCAUACUCGAGAUGCCAAACUGAGUGACGUUAUUUCCCUUGCACCCUCUCAUUUCUCUUUCUCGACAUAAAUCAUUACCAAAACCACGCAAGACACCCCCCACCAACUACCAAAAUGUCGUCUCCUGUGUGGUUCAUCACCGGCGCCUCCAACGGCUUCGGCCUAAUCCUAAGUCUCAAAGCCCUCAAAGCAGGCCACCGCGUCGUCAGCUCCGUCCGGAACAAAACCAAGUCCGCAGACGCAGUAAAGCAGAUCGAGGACGCCGGCGGGCAAGUCAUCGAGCUGGACAUGACGGAGUCGAAAGCCAGCAUCGACAAGAAGAUCAAAGCCGUCGGCCAAAUCGACUACCUGAUCAACAACGCCGGCUUCUUCGUCCUCGGCGCCGUCGAGCAAGCCACCGAACAAGAAGCCCAAGCCCAGCUGCAAACGAACUUCUUCGGGCCGCUAUACGUGCUACAAGCCGCGCUCCCAGGCAUGCGCGCGCGGCGCAGCGGGACAAUCGUGAACCUCAGCAGCAUCGCGUGCAAAGACCCACAACCGACAUCCGGGCUCUACGCCGCAAGCAAAGGGGCGCUGGAGGCAAUGUCCGAGUCUCUCGCGGGGGAAGUAUCCCCGUUCAACAUAUCCGUGCUAAUAGUCGAGCCGGGCGCCUUCCGGACCAACUUCCUCUCGGCGUACCAAGCGCCCUCAGCGGCGCUGCCCUCGGGCUACGAAGGCACGACGGUGGACAAGAUGCGGGCGCACUACAGCGGGAGUUCCGGGAAGCAGAUCGGGGACCCGGGGAAGGGGGUGGACCGGAUCUACGAGGCGGUGACGGGGGAAGGGCUGGCGGGGAAGUUGAAGGGGAAGGUGUUGAGAUUGGUGAUUGGACGGGACUCGUGGGAGCGGAUGAGGAGGAACAAUGAUAGGUUCUUGGCCGACUUGGCGGUGCAGGAGGAUGUGGCUCUGAGUACGGAUUUUUGAAGGUGAGGUUAGGGGAUAGGGGAUAGGAGAUCGGGGAUAAGAGGAGUUAGUUAGGUAGCUUGGAGGUUUGUGUUGGUGUUG
Annulohypoxylon maeteangense is the source of this 1115-nucleotide messenger RNA. Its product is annotated as NAD(P)-binding protein. The transcript has 2 exons. The record is from RefSeq and is a predicted model, not a curated record. Gene Ontology annotation, molecular function: oxidoreductase activity. NCBI's taxonomy places the organism in Eukaryota, Fungi, Ascomycota, Sordariomycetes, Xylariales, Hypoxylaceae. Bases 186 to 1034 code for a protein of 282 amino acids.